This is a messenger RNA of Drepanopeziza brunnea f. sp. 'multigermtubi' MB_m1, 1737 nucleotides long. RefSeq lists its product as uncharacterized. NCBI's taxonomy places the organism in Eukaryota, Fungi, Ascomycota, Leotiomycetes, Helotiales, Drepanopezizaceae. The record is from RefSeq and is a predicted model, not a curated record.
AUGGCCUUCCGUCAACCCACAUUCCACACGGCCCAACGAGUCCAUACCUCGCCCGUAGAGCUCCAGCCACAAGACCAGCACCAGCACCAGCAUCAGGUCUCGCCGCCGUCGCCGUCGCAGUCGCAGCAGAAUCGCGUCGCCGACAGCCAGGAAUGGAUCCUGUUCGCACCCUCCGCGGCAUCGACGACAGACCGCGGCUACGAUACUUCCACAGCGAAGACACGCACCGAGGACCUUUCAAGGAUUAGUGAUUUCGGGAGCUUGGACACUGCUGCUCGCAGCUAUGGUUACGAAGAGGGUUCAGAGGAGGACAUCGAGGAGGAAGAGGAAGAGGAAGAGGAUGGCGAGCUGGACAGCCUGGACAGCCAUCUGCCUGCUUUCAGGGCCGAGGGAAGCCUAUACAGAGAGAGUGCUGGGGCCACAGGCACCGUGUUGCCGACCCACGAUGGCUUGGGGAGUUUUCGUCUGGAUCAGACGAAUAUGGGGGAGGAUGUGCAGGAACAUUUGUAUGCCUUCGAACGCUUUAAUCCGCGAAGGGUGAAGAGGAGGAGAGAGAGUGUGGAAGGGGCAGUGGAUAAGAUGGAAAUGGGUGAACGGGUCGCGGACGCAGACUGGAUGAGAAGGAUUGAGCAGUGGCGGAUGGAGCAGAGCCGGCUGCUGGUGGAUGAAAUCCAGAAGGAGACGAGGAAGAGGAAACAGUCAAUGUCCAGUGAGAGGCGGUCUAUCAUCGAGGAUCGGAAGCAGGAGGAUCUGGCGACUUUCAGCCACGUGGAGAGCGAAGAGGCACAGGACGAAGAGAGCGAUGGAUUCUGGAACAGAAUCACGAAAAGGGUCAUUCGGGAUUUGAUGGGCAUUGAUGACGAUUUGCUCGCCAUCCUCCUCCUUGGUGAAGCUCUUCCCGACGACGACGACAACCACACAUCCUCGAGGCCCACUGCUACAUCCGUCAUAACGUCCAAGAAGUACGAUGAGUCCACCUGGGAACAUCGAAUUCUGGAGCGAGUGGCCAGAGAACUGGGGAUCUUGGUCAGUCAGCUAUCCGACCACCCUGGGGCCUUUUCAACCUACCUUCAUUCCCAACAAACACCUCUGCCCUACGCCGGGCUACCCGUCAUUCCAGAGACGCGAAACCAACCAAUCCUCGACGCCUCGACCCUCUCAUCUCCAGAACCUCAAUUCCGUCCAACCCUUCAAACCGAACCAGUCUCCAUCCCGAUAUCUAGCACUUCUUUCGCCCCGUCUCUUCUUCUCGACGAAGACGCCACGCCUCGCGCCACCAGCCCCAUCUCCCAACCCCUGACACGUGAAGAAUGGGAGCGCGACCUCGAUAUCAAAAUGGUGUUUCGCUACCUCCACCUACGCUUCGCUUCUAAAUUCAACUUUGCUUCCCCCGCUGCCACUCUAAACUUGACCACCGUCGGCACCUCGCACCUCGCAACAGCAAGUACAGCAGAUACGGCCGCACGUGCUGCCCGAGUUCAGCAACAUCACCCACUUGUCAAAUCAGGGGAGCGACGCCGCAGCAACGAGCGGAGGACGUGGCGGGCCAGCGUCCCUGUUUCAGGAAGUCCAGUGCUGAGGAGAGGCAGUAGCAGCUGUGCAAGCGAAAAUAUGAGCGGGAAUGCAAAGGCGAGAAACAGUGGGAGUAGUCGCCAUUAUUGGGAUUUCGGAGGCCAAAGUGUGGGGAGCGGGAGCUUGAUUGCAAGCACCGGGGCAAUGGGGAGCUGGGGGGUAUGA